Messenger RNA from Nilaparvata lugens (brown planthopper), 411 nucleotides. RefSeq names its product activating transcription factor 3-like. The record is from RefSeq and is a predicted model, not a curated record. The coding region runs from base 1 to 411 and encodes 136 amino acids. NCBI's taxonomy places the organism in Eukaryota, Metazoa, Arthropoda, Insecta, Hemiptera, Delphacidae. The transcript has a single exon.
AUGUACAAUUUAAAUUUGGCGGGCGCUUCUGGUAGCAACCUGCUAUCAGUGGCGGGGGGCGAAAGCUCUUGCACCACUCCGCGAACCCCCGAAAUUCUGAACUCGCUAAUCGCCAUGUCGAACCCGUUCGACUCAUACCGCGGGGGUACCCUGGGGCCCCGGCUGGCGUCUUCGCCCCCCAGUGGCUCGGACACCAACAGCACCUGCAGUAGUGGAUCUCCCAGCUGCGUGUCUCCACCCAGUGUACAGCUGACUUGCUCCAAGCUGAUCAAGGAGGGUCUGCGUCACACGCUGCAGACGAAACGCCGCAACAAUUCUGUCUCGUCGGAUGCACAACUGUCGUCGGUUGAGGACGGGAGUCGGACCUGCAAAACUGAGGAGGUAUGUGGUCGAGGUAACAGUAGUUUAUGA